This is a messenger RNA of Seminavis robusta, 2458 nucleotides long. NCBI's taxonomy places the organism in Eukaryota, Bacillariophyta, Bacillariophyceae, Naviculales, Naviculaceae. The record is from the annotation of a GenBank genome assembly.
UACACCCACUCACUCCCUAUAUCUUUCUAGCCGUUGCUUUCUUGCGAACGCUCUUCCCGAAGUUGCUGCAAGUUCACAAACGGAGUGGUUCAGCCAAGCCAUGCAAUUACGCGGCAGUCAUCAUGUGUUUGGCUUGCCUUGUUGGGUGGAUCUCCAGUACAUGUCCAUUGCAAGGAUCUUUUGCAUCAUCCCGUCAUUCGAUCCUUGUGUUGACAGACGGUAUUAGUCAUUCCUUUUACCAUGGCCACCACCAACAACAACAAAGACGAUGACGCCGCCGCCAUUCGGGUCUCUCUGAUUGCCGAGGUACCCUCCUCUUCUGCUUCCAAGGGCACUGUGUCAUCACCAUCGACCGGAAGACCGCCAAUCCACCCCCAAGAAGACGAACUACCGACCAGUGUUACCACAUUGGAGCAACUGAACGAUCUACCCAAGGAAUGUUUGAGUGGCGACAAGGAUCGGCCACUAAGACAUGUCGACGAAGAUGGCCAAGUCUCGCACUAUGCCCUCCAACCAAUGACUUAUGCCGUCAUGUUCAUUCUCGUCGUGGAACUACUGGAACGCUUCUGUUUCUAUGGAGUCAACUACACCCAGACGGCCUACUUGACUGGAUCCUACAAUGAAGAUUGGAAUGCCGACAUGACGGCCGUAGAAGCAUCCAGUUAUGUCGCCGUGUCGGUCGGCGUGGCAUACACUACACCCUUUCUAGGAGCAUUCCUGGCCGAUUCCGUGCUAGGAGACUUUUACGGACUCUUGGUCGGAUCCCUCUGCUUUUAUCUGCCGGGCCUUAUUCUGAUUGCCCUCACUACCAUUCCGGGACUGCUGGGAACGGAAUUCAACUCGGCCGCGCUCAAGGUGGGAUUCAUUGGUUUGUGGCCCGUCGGAACGGGGAUUGUCAAGGCCAUUGUCAAUGUCUUUGGAGCCAAACAGUUUCAUCCUCUCCUGCAAUCCUCUCUUAUUGAAUCAUACUAUGUAUCCUUCUACAUGUGCAUCAACAUUGGAGCUUUGGUCGGAGGAGUCUUGGUACCCGUAUUGGCACAAAUCAAUGUCACUCAGGCAUACUUUUUGCCCGUUGCCAUGCUGGGAUUUGCCGUCAUUUGCUUUCUCAGUGGAUCCAGCAAGUAUGUACGAUCCAAACCAAAGGGGGACCUCUGCAGUGGCAAGAAGAAAAAAGCCAAAAAACUACUCCCGUCGUUGGACAACUCCAACAAUAAAAAGCUCAGCUUGUGGACCGUCUUUUCCAUUUCCAUGCUCAUUGUCCCCUUCAACAUUGCCUAUGCACAAAUGUCCACCACAUUCAUUGUACAAGGAACCGUCAUGCAACAAGUGGGAUUCAUCGAUGCAAGUUGUAUGAACAAUGCCGAUGCCAUUAGUGUCUUGUUCUUUGGUUAUGUCAUUGGACAAAUGCUAUAUCCGGCACUCGCCAAGAGGGGAAUCAAGCUAGCGACAACUCACAAGUUUGCCAUUGGAUCCAUGUUUGGAGUGAUGGCCAUUGGUUGGGCUCUAUUGGUCGACUAUAUCAUUCACUAUUACUUCCAAACAACGGGUGAAAAGGUCACGGUCAUGUGGCAGGCUCCUUCCUACAUCUUGAUUGGAAUUGGAGAGAUCUUUGCAGUGUCCAGUGCCUACGAAGUGGCUUUCUCGGCAUCCCCGCCGGAACAGAAAGCUUUGGCCAGUGCGACCAACUUGUUUUGUGUCGGAGGUUUGCCCAAUUUCUUUUGUAUCGUUUUGUACCGUGCCUGCAAGACGUGGUUCCUCAAUUCACAUGGUAUAGCGUCCUUGCAUCGAUUGGAAGAUUAUGCCGAUGCUCAUGUUUGGAAGUACUUUUUGGUAUUGUUUGGAAUUGCCAUCUUUGGAGUCAUCCUCAACUUGUCGGGCUUUGUCCAGAGCUUUGUCGAGUCUGUCGAAGAAACGGCAGCCGAAAUGGUCAAGACGCCCUUAUUGACAAAGCCGAAACGGCACCAACGCAUGGACUCGUGGGACUUUUCCGAUGCCAAAAAGGAAGAAAUGUCACCGCUACUACGUGCCAAGCGACACCAAGCUUACCUCAAGUACGGAAGUGGUCCAGUCCUCAACCGAAAUGGUUCCAUGCGUGCGGGACCUGCGUUGGCACAGCAAGGCAAAAAGGCCAAGAAAGUCAAACGAAAGGAUAUUGCCAGGCUUUACAACAGUGAAACGGCGUUGCCUCCCGUGAAAGUUGUCAUGAGUCCAUCGGGACGACCCUUGCAAGCCGGCAAUCUACAUCAAAUCGACGAAGCGGCGACAAUGACUCGGUCGCUUUCGAAUCCAGACAUGGCAUAGGAAUUUGCGCACGCACCAAUCGAAUCGAAUCAAGAAAGGUCACCAAGACCAACUAGCUAGAUAUUGCAAAACCCCGAUGCACUUUUAGAGUACAAAUACAUUCUUUUCAGCACCACAUGAGUGGCUACCGUUGCACUUCGAGGGAGCGAAAUUGCAA